AUAAUCAGGCGUACAUUAUGGUGAUGGCCAGCGGUAGGUGGCUCGGUGUACGUUUGGAUUGUCUCGCUUCCUUGUUAGUCGGUGCUGUUGCUCUGGCUGCAGUCUUGGUAUCUCAAGAUGCCGCUUACGCUGGUCUCGCUCUUGUUUACGUCAUCCAAACUCUGAGUAUGACUCAAUACGCUGUUAGAAAAACCUCUGAAGUGGAAAACUACAUGACGUCAGUUGAGCGAGUUAUGACCUACACCAAACUUGAUCAGGAGCCUGGAUACGAGGAAGAACGAACACCCCCAAAAGACUGGCCUCAGAGAGGAAGUAUUGUGUUGAGAGAUGUAUCAUUGACGUACUAUCCGGGGGGACCUCAAGUGCUGAAGAACAUCAAUCUUAGCAUCAAAGGAGGAGCAAAGAUCGGAGUUGCCGGCCGCACAGGAGCUGGGAAGUCAUCUUUCGUAGCAGCUCUUAUGCGCAUGCCUGAUGCUGACGGAAAGAUAAUCAUUGACGAUGUUCCAAUUAAAGACAUAGGCCUCCAACAAGCCCGACGAGGUAUCUCGGUUCUCGGCCAAAGUCCUGUUCUUUUUAGUGGAUCACUGAGAAAAAAUCUCGACGUUUUAGACAAGUUUCAAGACGCUGAAUUGUGGCAGGCUUUAGAGGAUGUGCAACUGAAAGAUUUUGUCGAGACUCUUGAGGCUAAGCUGGAUCACGAACUGCUGGAACAUGGCGCUAAUGUGAGUGUUGGAGAGCGGCAGUUAAUUUGCUUGGCUCGUGUGCUGCUACAGCGAAGUAAAAUCGUUGUCUUGGACGAGCCAACUGCGCAUGUAGACCCAGACACAGAGCAGACGAUCUGGAAUGUAGUGCGGGACAAACUGAAAGAGUCCACUGUUAUCACUAUAGCUCACCGUUUGAACACGAUAAAAGACUGCCAGAAGAUUUUGGUCUUGAAAGAUGGAAAAGUUAAAGGAUUCGACAAUUUUGAUUUAAUAGUGAACAUUAAGUAAGAUGCGGUCUAAGGUUGAAAUACCUCGAUUGUCAGAUCUGACUAAGGUUGCGGUCUAAGGUUGAAAUACCUCGAUUGCCAGAUCUGAUCCUGCAGAGCUCAAGAUAUUAUACAGUUUAUAAUCUCUUCCAAAGCUCUGAUUCUGCACAUCAUGGAGAAAAAUAAAAUUUGAUGCUUUUUGCUCGGUUUUGGCUCCUACAUACUGCCAAGCAUUUUUAAAAUCUCUCUCUUUGUCAUGUGCUGGGGUGUCACGCAAUGCCAAUUCUGCCGUGGGUCAGUUCAGUA
Molecule: messenger RNA, 1276 nt
Organism: Pocillopora damicornis (cauliflower coral)
Lineage: Eukaryota; Metazoa; Cnidaria; Anthozoa; Scleractinia; Pocilloporidae
Product: ATP-binding cassette sub-family C member 4-like
Source: RefSeq, a predicted model, not a curated record